This is a messenger RNA of Fusarium poae, 699 nucleotides long. RefSeq lists its product as uncharacterized. NCBI's taxonomy places the organism in Eukaryota, Fungi, Ascomycota, Sordariomycetes, Hypocreales, Nectriaceae. The record is from RefSeq and is a predicted model, not a curated record. Bases 1 to 699 code for a protein of 232 amino acids. The transcript is spliced from 6 exons. Gene Ontology annotation, biological process: regulation of DNA-templated transcription.
AUGUUGGUUGAGCGCAAAGUCAAGGUCGUUACUGAGCAGAAUGUCAUCGACAAGCCUUCGCCAGUCGAACAAUUCCCUAUGCGGGAAUGGAGCAUGAAGGUUUUCAUGGUAGACGAGGAUGGCAACGAGCGCUCCGCGGAUGUUUUCACCAAGGUUGUCUACAACUUGCACCCCACAUUCGAGAAUCCUGUUCAGAGCUUCACCAAAGCCCCAUUUACGUGCAAGAACGAGGGUUGGGGCGAGUUCGAGAUCUCGAUCGAUUGUUACACCACGGAGAAAACGAAGCUAGCGCCCAUCAUUCAGGAUCUCAACUUCCAGCAGAACAAGUAUGAGCAAACACACACUGUGGUUUUCAAGAACCCCUCCCAGAGCUUACAGGAGCGCCUUCGCGAAACUGGCCCUCUCCCUACCGACGACGACCAUCGUCCCAAGAAGAAGGGGCUCGCGACCAAGAAGAGCGCUCAAAAAUACGACUAUGAGAAGAUUGCCGAAUCGCUGGAAAAGCUCGAGGAGGAGGAUCUUCUCCGUGUCAUUCAGAUCAUAAACGAGAACAAGGGACCAGACACUUACAUAAGAAGUGAUGUUGAAGUGGAUGACUUGGUUAAAGCCGGAGAAUUCUCCAUCGAUCUCUACACCAUGCCCGAUAGUCUCACCUCAAAGCUUUGGGAUCACCUUUCUAAGAAGGGUCUUGUCAGCUAG